This is a messenger RNA of Bombyx mandarina (wild silkworm), 2080 nucleotides long. RefSeq lists its product as uncharacterized. Lineage: Eukaryota; Metazoa; Arthropoda; Insecta; Lepidoptera; Bombycidae. The record is from RefSeq and is a predicted model, not a curated record.
UCAAAAUGACCGCUUUGCUGAUAUUAUUCACAUUAUUUAUAGUUUUAUUGACCUACGCCUUCAAGUUUAAAGAUCGCAAACCGAUAUUUGGUGUUUACGCCGUACCGGGGAAGUGGUAUUAUUUAAAAUAUGUCGUUUUCGGAGCUCUUUAUUAUUACAGAAAGUAUUCAAGUAAGAAUUCAGCUGCCGGUAAUGAUGGUCGGGCCGGGCAGGGCGUUAAGGCCAUAGCCGAUCCAGCUGACAUGGAGCGAGCACAACCAUUGAGCGACCAUGCUAAGGCUUUCGAUGCCAUAUUCUUUAUAUCAUCGAAAAGUGAAAACGGAAAGGGCGUAUACAUCAUUAGCGGCUGCGAACGAAGACCGAUGGGAAUGUGCAACGGACUGUUUUAUAUCGGACUCCCAGGAAAAGGUCUUCUCUGCAGCAAGAAGAUACCGGACACAGUCCUUUUUGGGGCUGAAAUAGGAGAGUUCGGCGCUGAAGGGAUCAAGAUGACACCGGUUGAACCUAUGAAGAAGUGGAAUAUCUCUUACAAGGGACAGAUGUGGUACCAAAACGACCCCAGUAAGUUUGUCGAUGUGGACUUCACCGGAGAGUGGACAGCCACUACGAAAUAUUUUGAUUUCGACACAGAUUUGUAUCCUGCUACCGUCAUCAGGUCAAUAGCCAAAGAAAAAUGGAGCAGAGAAUACUUUGAAUUGCUUAAAACAGCUCACCAGUCACACUACGAACAGUUCGGCAACUUAAAAUGCGAGUUCAAAAUAGGGGAAGAAUCAUUUGAAUACACUCUGCCUUCCUUCAGAGAUCAUAGUUUUGGCCAUAAACGUGACUGGACUCUUAUGUACCGAUAUGCUUUCCAUCAUAUCUUUUUGGAAGACGGCACCAGCAUCAGCGUUGGAGUCAUCUGCCAGCCAUCUACUGCUUCCGUGUUCGAAGCCGGUUGGAUAGCCUUACCAAACAAAGAGUCAUAUCCCGUCAAAUGGGUGGAUUUGAAGUUAUACCAACACGGAGAAGGGGGGCAGGCUCCUAAGGACUACGCUUUCCAAUUCAAGGCUGGAGACGAAGAGUACACAGUUCAGGCUUUCGAUGCCAUAUUCUUUAUAUCAUCGAAAAGUGAAAACGGAAAGGGCGUAUACAUCAUUAGCGGCUGCGAACGAAGACCGAUGGGAAUGUGCAACGGACUGUUUUAUAUCGGACUCCCAGGAAAAGGUCUUCUCUGCAGCAAGAAGAUACCGGACACAGUCCUUUUUGGGGCUGAAAUAGGAGAGUUCGGCGCUGAAGGGAUCAAGAUGACACCGGUUGAACCUAUGAAGAAGUGGAAUAUCUCUUACAAGGGACAGAUGUGGUACCAAAACGACCCCAGUAAGUUUGUCGAUGUGGACUUCACCGGAGAGUGGACAGCCACUACGAAAUACUUUGAUUUCGACACAGAUUUGUAUCCUGCGACCGUCAUCAGGUCAAUAGCCAAAGAAAAAUGGAGCAGAGAAUACUUUGAAUUGCUUAAAACAGCUCACCAGUCACACUACGAACAGUUCGGCAACUUAAAAUGCAAGUUCAAAAUAGGGGAAGAAUCAUUUGAAUACACUCUGCCUUCCUUCAGAGAUCAUAGUUUUGGCCAUAAGCGUGACUGGACUCUUAUGUACCGAUAUGCUUUCCAUCAUAUAUUUUUGGAAGACGGCACCAGCAUUAGCGUUGGAGUCAUCUGCCAGCCAUCUACUGCUUCCGUGUUCGAAGCCGGUUGGAUAGCCUUGCCAAACAAAGAGUCACAUCCCGUGAAAUGGGUGGAUUUGAAGUUAUACCAACACGGAGAAGGGGGGCAGGCUCCUAAGGACUACGCUUUCCAAUUCAAGGCUGGAGACGAAGAGUACACAGUUCAGGUCCUAGUGGAAUACGAAUCAAUCCACUACGUAUCCGACGAAUGGGAUGCUCGUAUGGUGGAGAGGUUCUGCAAGUUCACCGUCAACAACAUCCCGGGACGAGGCGUUUCGGAGUUCCACUACCGACAUACCGAUGGUCGGCCUGAAAGUGUUGCGAAAAACGACCCGGAGUGGUACAGGAAAAUGUGUCACAAGAUUUAAAUAAA